Maudiozyma saulgeensis is the source of this 1182-nucleotide messenger RNA. NCBI's taxonomy places the organism in Eukaryota, Fungi, Ascomycota, Saccharomycetes, Saccharomycetales, Saccharomycetaceae. The record is from the annotation of a GenBank genome assembly.
AUGUCUGCUACAACAAAAAAAUUAAUAACUAAAUCAUUGCUCGAGGAUGGAAACUCAAGAUUUAAAGUUACUUAUGAACUUACUGGUUCCUCAUACACUUCGUUUCAAUUAAUUGAUGAAAUGACUCAAGAUACUAAAACGUUUGAUCAAUUCAGUACUCAUUAUGAAAAUCUAACAAUUAUUGAUUCAAUUAUGUCAGGGAUAGGUAGAAAGCCGCAAACAGAUUUUUAUCAAAUUGUAAUUAAACCUGUGUUAAACUUUUCAAAUAUUAAACAUGAAUAUUUAAAGACUGAAUCCGCUGAUUCAAUUGAAACCUUUGCUAAACGAUUAAAAACAAAUCAAAAUUAUACAAUUAUAUUUCUUUCUGGAGAUACUAGUAUUUCUGAAUUGGUCAAUAAUUUACCUGUUUUGAUUGACGAAACUACCAAAAUUAGAAAAUUUAUUAAAAUUGUACCCAUUGCAAUGGGUUCAGCUAAUGCUUUAGCCAACUCGAUUGGACUUGGAAAUCCCAUAGAAACUUUUGAUAAUUUUUUACAUGGAAUGAAACGAACCACUGCAUUUCCAUUAUAUAAAGUGAUUUUCCCUAAUGAGAAACAGAUUAUCUUUUUCAUUAUCUUUUCAAUGGGGUUCCAUGCUAAUCUUUUACAUCUUUGUACUCUGGAUCCUAAAUAUUCAAGUCUUGGUGUUGAAAGGUUCCAACUGGCAAGUACAGAAAUAUUAGAUAAUUAUGACCUUAACCUUAAAUUAGAAAUUAAAUUAGCUAAAAAAACAAUUGUUUCACAGUUUGCUUAUUUUGCUCUUAUUAAUACUCCAAAUUUAGAAGAAAAAUAUAUUCCAUCUCCACAAUCUGACCCUUUUAUGAGUCAAUUACAUAUCUUAGGUUAUUCUUCUGAUUUAUCACCACGACAGUUGACAGACAAUAUUUUAAACGGUUAUACUUUAACACGGGGUGAUCAUGUUGCAGGAUCUGGUACUGUUUAUGAGUCAGUCACAGAAGACUUCGAUAUUACAAUCAAGACUGAAAUACAAAAGGAUCCUAAAUAUAUGAUGGAUGUAUGUUGUGAUGGGAUUUUAGAAAACUUAAAUGAUAUGACGUCAGAAGAUUUAAAAAUCAUUAAAAUUAAAUUCUUAAAACCUAAUGACUUGGCAUUUAACUUAGAGAUUAUGCAACCAGAAAAUUAA